Molecule: messenger RNA, 3632 nt
Organism: Lates calcarifer (barramundi perch)
Lineage: Eukaryota; Metazoa; Chordata; Actinopteri; Centropomidae
Gene: mtrr
Product: 5-methyltetrahydrofolate-homocysteine methyltransferase reductase
Exons: 15
Coding region: 246-2597 (783 amino acids)
Biological process (GO): homocysteine metabolic process
Cellular component (GO): cytosol
Molecular function (GO): flavin adenine dinucleotide binding; [methionine synthase] reductase (NADPH) activity; FMN binding
Source: RefSeq, a predicted model, not a curated record
UGUCUUUACGUAGUUUUAGACGUCUUUCACUGAAAAAGACACCGCGGGUUAGAUGUUUGCAAGCUAGGACAAGUCUCGUGUGUUAACUGAGUUGUCAGUUACUAUUAGCUAAAACACACAACUCUGCUAUCUUUAUCAAGUAGCUGCUUUUGACUUAGAUAUGGAAAGAUAAGUUACAUGCUCGAAUCCACGUGCACUUGGAAAGUGUUGUAACGUCGAACACUGACGCAACGUCCGGGUACUUCAUGGUGCUGGUCAGGGCUGCUGCGCUUCACAAUGUUGGGAAGGUUGUUUUGUGGCAGUCUUUGUGUAACCUGUCAAAACCUGAAGUGUGUAGAAUGCCCUGUGAAGUAAAGCCUCGGUUUGUGGUUCUGUAUGGGUCUCAGAAGGGCCAAGCCCAGUCCAUAGCAGAAGGGAUAGCUGAGGAGGCUGAGGGACAUGGACUGAUAGCUGAACUCAGCUGCUUGAACCAGAAUGAGAAGUACAAUUUGGAGAAGGAGAAUGCCCCAGUGGUCUUUAUUGUGUCUACUACUGGAGAUGGGGAACCACCAGACAAUGCCCUCCAAUUUGUAAAGCGCAUCAAGAAGAAGACCCUCCCCAAUGACCACUAUAAACACCUUUGCUAUGCACUUUUAGCUUUAGGAGACACAAAUUAUGCAAAUUUCUGCAACUGUGGGAAGACAAUUGAGCGUCAUCUACAGGAACUCGGAGCCAAACAAUUCUAUGCGACAGGAUAUGCAGAUGAUGGUGUAGGGCUGGAGGUGGUUGUGGACCCCUGGCUUGAAGGACUGUGGAAAGCAAUCAAAGCAGCCUUAUCAAAAAUGGCUUCUGACAGGACUGCUCCCUCGAAAGGGGGUGUGGGGGAUUCACCAAAGGAAACUCCUGAUUCAUACACACCAGAUGUCCAGCUUAACCUCCUAAGCCUUGGUGACCACCAGAACUGCGAGUCAAUCAAAACAUCUGUAAACACGGACUCCAAAUAUGCAUCUGCUGCUUCAUCUUCAGCUUCUGCUACACAGACUGCUGUUUCUGAACUCAGGCCAGCUUCUCCUGCAGGGAGCCUUGGUUUGGCAUCCCAGUCUCGUGGCACUGCCAGCAUUUCUACAUCAGCACCGGAGACACAGACACAGGAUGCUGGAUUUCCCCAUCUUACGUUGGCAGGCUCACUGACAUGCUCCCUGCCCCCACUGUCAGAGUCUUCUCUUAAUGUUCCUGCUCUGCCUCCUCCCUACCUGGAUGUCUCUCUUCAGGAUGUGGGCACUAUGAAACAGAUCGUUGGACAGUUUAACAAAGAAACUGUUCAUGAGGUUCCCAUCAACAGGGCACUUCAGCUUACUAGUGGAGACUCAGUGAAGACAGCCCUUCUCUUAGAGUUGGACAUCUCUGCUUACCCGACAAUGGCCUAUCAACCAGGGGAUUCGUUUGAUGUGUUCUGCCCAAACAAGGCCACCGAGGUGGAUGGCAUGCUCCACAGACUGGGCCUUCAGGACCAGAGGAACGAUCAUGUCCAUGUUUCUCUAAAAAAGGACAAUAAGAAAAAAGGUGCCCAGGUGCCAUCCUACAUCCCCCAGAACAUUUCUCUGCUGUACUUGCUCACUUGGUGUCUAGAGAUCAGAAGUGUUCCUAAGAAGGCGUUUCUGCGAGCCUUGGUGGAGCAUACAGGGGACAGUGUGCAGAGGAGGAGACUGCAGGAGCUCUGCAGUAAACAAGGCGGUGCAGAUUACAACCAGUAUGUGAGAGACCCGAGCCUCAGCGUUCUGGAGCUUCUCACAGCCUUCCCAUCCUGCCAGCCUCCUCUCAGCCUCCUCAUAGAGCAUUUGCCGAAACUGCAGCCCAGGCCUUAUUCAGCAGCCAGCUCCUGUCUUAAGCACCCAGGAAAGGUGCAUUUUGUCUUCAACGUGGUAGAGUUCCCAGCAUGCUCUGGGCGGCCUGCGGGGAGGCGAGGCUUGUGUACCGGUUGGCUGUUUGACCUCAUCAAUCCUGGCCUGGUUUUCCCUGGGAAGGCUGAAUGCUCUGGCAGCCUCACUCUGCCGAAGAUCCAUGUGAGUUUGAGACCAAACUGCUCCUUUCGGCCUCCUUCUGAUCUGUCGGUGCCUUUUAUAAUGGUCGGACCGGGCACAGGAGUUGCCCCCUUCAUUGGCUUCCUCCAGCAAAGAGAGAACGAGAGGCAGGAAAAUCCAGAUGCUGUGUUUGGCGAGACCUGGUUGUUCUUUGGUUGUCGCCACAGAGACAGGGACUACCUUUUCAGAGAGGAGCUGGAGGGCUUUGUGUGCAGCGGUACCCUGAGCCACCUCAAGGUGUGUUUCUCCAGAGAUGACCAGGAGCAGGAGGAGGGGAAGGAGGUUGCCACCUCAGUGUCUCAACCCAGAUACGUCCAGCACAACCUGCUGCUUAACAGCCAACAUGUCACUGAAAUCCUGCUCAAACAGAACGGUUACCUCUAUGUCUGUGGGGAUGCUAAGAACAUGGCUAAAGAUGUGAAUGACACCCUGAUAGAGAUGAUCAAAACAGAGCUUCAGGUGGACCAACUGGAGGCCAUGAAGACACUGGCAGGGCUGAGAGAGCAGAAACGAUACUUACAGGACAUCUGGGGCUGACAGUGGAUGACCCGAUAAGGGCAUUUUGCAGCAUCUGCAGAGCUUUUUUACAACUUAAGAAAAAAAAAAAAAAAGAGCAUGCUCAGCUGUAACCUCAAGAACCAUAAAAUUGUGGAUGCUGAAGCCCAGAGGUAUUUUACACUACCCAAGGCUACCAAGAUGGAAUGUACCAUGGUAGCCCGAGGAUAUCGGUUCACUACACGAUCUUGGGCUUUUGCUGUUUGAACAGAAAUGACCUUGGUCAGGGCAAUAGUGCUGGAGAUUGGUCCAGCAGCGUGAAAACGUGUGUUUUAGUGUAGAAAAGCCUCCCCCAUUCGUCCUGUCUGGGGAAAAGGCAUUUACUUCCGUCGGCUGUGAUGGAGUGAUUUUGAUGAGACUGAGAGCGGGAUAUGGCUCCAGCCUGGAUGGAAACAACACAGCAAUCUGUAGUUCUUAAACAACACACCCACAGUAAAUUGUUUAUUGUCAUUCAGGGACCAAAGUGAGUUUUAUUUCUGGAAUGUGCCAAACCAGCUCACUGCCAGCUAAAAUGCACCAUGGUUUACCUCUAAAGUGAUAAAAACUAAUCUCAAUUCCAAAACAAGUUAGUUUGAUUGGUUUGCUUGUAUAUUAUGUAGUAUCAUCAUAUUUUCAUUCUAAAUACUGUGGAUACUGCUCCCUUUUUAUUCUAUUUUGGACAUCAUGAAGACAGGUUUCAAUGUAUGAGAUCUUAAAAAAUGGCUAAGUGACAGUUUUAUAAAUGACGUCCAUGGAGAUGAGGACAUUUUCAGUAAUUUAUCAUUAUACUGUGUUAAAUUCUAAGCACACAGGGCAUGAAUCUCAAUGAUAAUGCUAAACUCUUACCAGAGCAAUUUAUCUAACUAACUUUGUUUGUGUCUAUCUGCCCCCACAUACCCAGCAGACUGCUGGUUUGGAGACAGUGAACUCCAACUCUUCUAAGUCCCGCAAAACCCGACUAGAAUCUCCCGAACUGUGGUUAAAACACACACAACUGUGCCUUGUGUGAUCAGGAAUUAAAAUACAUUUCAGUGUAAA